AUGUAUCAUCAUCAUGUUUUUUUCCGUCCUGAAAAAACAAACGUUCUAUCGUCGUCAUCAUCAUUAAACGAAACAAAUAAUAAUGAAAAUAAUUCUACAAUUAAAAAUCUUGUUUUCAAAUCACUUUCAAAACAGCCACAUCUUAAACAAACUAUGAAAGAACGUGGUAUUCUUGGAGAAGUUGGAAAUAGAACAACAGCAACAAUUACAAAUAAAUUAACAACGCUUUCGAUUAACAAAAAACCAAUAUCACCACAAAGGGCAUCGUCGUUAGCAAAAGAAAAUUUACCAGCAAAAGAUGCUAUGAGAGUCAUCAUCGUUGAAGAAGCAGAAGAACAACAACAUGAAAUAGAACAAAAUGAUUUAGAACAACAAGAUAAUAUAGAAGAAGAAAUAAUAGUAGAAACAACUAAAGUAACUGAUGUUCCACUUCAGUAUGAUUGCGAUAGUAGUGAUUCAAAAGUUUUGGAUACAGUGUAUGAAUAUAUUUAUGAUAUUUGUAAAUAUUGGAGAGAAUUAGAACAAAAAAUGCCAAUUAAACCAAAUUAUUUACAAGAAAGAAAAGGUACAGUAACAGCUAAUAGUCGUGCAAUAUUGAUCGAUUGGUUAUAUCAAGUACAUGAUCGUUUUAAAUUAUUAUCCGAUACGUUUUAUACAACUGUACAAAUUAUUGAUAGAUAUUUAGAAGCUGUCGAUGUACAAAAACGUGAUUUACAACUAAUCGGUUCAACAGCAUUAUUUAUGGCGUGUAAAUAUGAAGAAAUGCGCAUACCAGAAAUGAAUGAUUUAGUUUAUGUAUCAGAUAAUGCAUUUACUAAAGACGAUAUGAAAGAAAUGGAGCGUGAUAUAUUUGAUCAAUUAAAUUAUAAUUUAGGUCGACCAUUGGCCAUUAAUUUCUUACGGCGUUAUUCAAAAAUUGGUCAAGCAAGUGAUAUUGAACAUACAUUGGGUAAAUAUUUGUUAGAAUUAACCUUUACCGAUAUGUCGUUAGUUCAUUAUUCACCAUCGUAUGUGGCAGCCUGUGCAUCAUUUCUCUCACGUUAUUUAAUUUUGUUACAACAACAACAAAAAAGAGGCACAACAAUAACAUCACAAAUAAUUAAAAAAUUAAUUGAAUAUAUUUGGCCUACAGAGUUUUUUAUCUAUCAUACAUCAUAUUCGUUUGAACAAUUAAAAUCUGGUAUUGAACUGUUAGGUCAAUUAUUGAUACAAAAUGAUGAUAGUUUAAGUAAAUUAAAAAGUGUUAAACGAAAAUAUUCACAAGCAUGUCUAUUCAAUAUAGCAAUAAAUGACUGUUGUAAAGCUGUCUAUAUACAAUUGGCAUUAAAUCGAUUAUUCAAAGAAUAA
Didymodactylos carnosus is the source of this 1347-nucleotide messenger RNA. The record is from the annotation of a GenBank genome assembly. NCBI's taxonomy places the organism in Eukaryota, Metazoa, Rotifera, Eurotatoria, Philodinida, Philodinidae.